This is a messenger RNA of Lathyrus oleraceus (garden pea), 1122 nucleotides long. RefSeq lists its product as uncharacterized. The record is from RefSeq and is a predicted model, not a curated record. NCBI's taxonomy places the organism in Eukaryota, Viridiplantae, Streptophyta, Magnoliopsida, Fabales, Fabaceae. Bases 1 to 1122 code for a protein of 373 amino acids. The transcript has a single exon.
AUGGAAGAUGAGGAAAACCAAAAAUGGAACUUCAAUUUCAUCUCAAACCGGAAACUCCUAAUCUCUUUCUCUCCUAAUCUCAAUCUUUCAACCCCUCAAAACCAAAUUUCCUUGAGUUUUCUUGGCCGAAAAUUCGACGAGAAACUCGACAAUAUAAUAAGAAAAAAGCAUUUCUCAUAUUCAAGAAUUGUUGGAUUUUCCAAUGGCUUGUUUCUCUCCAAGAAAACCACACGUGGUAGAGUCUACCAUGUCUGCAACAUCCUCACAAAAGAUUGGAUCAAACUUCCACUCCCUCCACCGCCACAAACAGGUCAUAACAAACCCGACCGUGUACUCGAAGGUUUCGUUUGCGAACCUUAUUAUCACGUUGAAGAAAACACAAAGAAAGUUACUUUGAACCAUCACAAAUUUAGGGUGGUUCGUUUUCCUUGCUUUGAAGGAACAACGAGUGAGAUUCUUUGGGGCAUAACAAAGACUAAAUUCGAAAUGGCAAUUUUCUCGUCGGAAACCGGAAAAUGGACUAAAAAAAUUGUGUCCUGCCAAAAUGGUUUGAGUUUUACACAAUCUGCACUUUUGCUUCCUGUUGUUACACACGAAGGGAUUUUGUAUUUCAUGGGGAGAACUAGUCUUCUAAAGUAUGACCCUUUCAACAAAGAUGAACAAUGCGACAUCAUUCAUUUUCCUAGUGAUGUUUCUGCUAAUGAUAUUCUCUUUAAUGGUCAUGUUGGAGUGUGUUGUGGAAAAAUCCGAAUGUCUUGUUUUUGUACUUUCCAAACGUGCGUGAAGGUGUGGGAAUUGGAAAAGGAUCAUAGUUGGCGUGUGUUGCACAUUACUUGUUUUCCUCCACAAUAUGCGAGGGAUUGUGUUGUGGACGAGUUGUUGAUACCGGGGAGAAGAGGUGAAAUUGUUGAUAUGGGGAUGCAAGUGAGAGCUUUUCAUCCUUAUGAUGGUGAUGUUGUGUUCUUGCAACGUGCUCAUAGAAUUUUUGUUGGAAACUUGAAGAGUAACAAGAUUGAAGGUGUUGGUUAUGGGAUUCAUGGGUUUCAAUCGUUGCAAAUGAUUUCAGUUGUUCUUCCAUUGUGGCCAACUCCAAUUCCAUCCAUAACAAAACAUGAGUUAUAG